This is a messenger RNA of Trichoderma virens Gv29-8, 1980 nucleotides long. RefSeq lists its product as uncharacterized. Bases 1 to 1980 code for a protein of 659 amino acids. NCBI's taxonomy places the organism in Eukaryota, Fungi, Ascomycota, Sordariomycetes, Hypocreales, Hypocreaceae. The transcript has 2 exons. The record is from RefSeq and is a predicted model, not a curated record.
AUGUCCAAAGAGGCAGGAUUAAAGAACGAAACGCGCCCCAAGGCCCUGGGCCCUCACUAUGACUACCAGCGAGUGAGAAAAUCUAAUUCGCAACAAGCGUUGGAGAAUCCUGAUUGGCGAACUCGAACGUCUGAUAAUGCGAGCUCACCAACACUGGAUGGCGAACAGGUCUGGCGCAAUGUGAAAGGACCUGGGAGGAACUGUAUUGCAAUGGAUACAUUCCCAACCACUCCAUCCGCUGGCGAAAGCAAGCACGAAGCCCCUCCACAAAAGAGCAGCGACGUCGCGCAAGAUGACACGACGGUAAACAGCGACGUGAGAGGCCACCAGAAAAAUGUCUUCGCCUUGUCUUCUGAGUUGGAACCAAAGAUAAUAAAAACUCUGGAGGAGGAACAACCUGUUCCGUAUGGGAUCUUGAAGCAGAUAUGCCUCCCUUCCUCGAAGGAACACCCCCUGAGCCUCUUGGAAGUUGCCCCAUUGGGUAGCAUCCCCAGCUGGCAAUCUCCAUCUGUCGUGGAGAUCCGGCCUCUGAGGGGAAAUCUAAUGCAAAGAAAGCCCGACAACGGUCAGGACGAGCAACUAACCGCGGCGCUCAAAGCUGCCGAAGCCACGCCUCACAAAGUUCGAGUGCACGUGAACCAGCAAAAUCGCCAAAAUGAGAUGAAGAUGAAGUACUCCACCCCAGACGAGCUACGAUUGCGAAAGGAGAUUUUUGAGGGGUUUGAGCUACCGGGUGCGAUCGCAGCGCAAAUACGCAGAACUCAAGAUUGCUCUAGUGAGAACCGAUUGUCUUCCAACCAGACAGCACGUUUGGUCAACGACGAAAGACCCAUGGCUGCAUUUGAGGCUGAAAAAGCCCAGGCGUUUCAAAGAUUUCUACAAAAGCUAGGACAGAAGAACAGAGACUCGCCAAACGAAAACCCGCCGGGACGAGACAGGGUAGAUAGCUAUGAAGAUGGCUCAAAGGAAGAACAAAGCGGAGGUUCAACAGAAACUUGCAUCUUUCGAUACCGGACACAAAGGGCUGAUGAACGAAAGCAAACUUCUUCGGAGAUGCUCACAGGCUACCGGCCACGAGGGCUUGAGACUUCUCACAAAGAGAACACAAGCCGUCCAGGGCAAGAGUAUGCCAGAUUCAAGAACCUGAAUCCCAAGGCGCGAGAGUUUCUCUCUUUCGUCUCCAAUCGAAGCUCCAACUCAGAAGACGGCAACAUGAAACCACUCCAGGCCCUUACCACGGAGGCUUUUAUGAGCACCGGUGGCCAUGCCAACGCUAUGUCUCUCGCAGGACUUGGUCAGCCGAAUGUCUCUUCAUUUGAGCAACAUCCGCCACCUUAUGAGCUUGUACGGCUUGCUGCUGCUCCUGACGUAACCGCCGCCCCCCUGACGCUCAAUAUAGGUAACUUGAUGCCAGGAAGAUUGGUCCCGGUACCGGUGGCAACAGAUCAGUUUGGUGGCCAGUUCUCGACAUCUGCUUUGCCAAUAUCCACAAUGCCGUCGCUGCCUUCACUCAUACCAUCGGUGUUUCGGCCACAGUCAGUAUUGCAGUCCUUAUCCAUGCCUGGGAAUGCCAUAGUGGGGUUCCCAGCCGUGCCCUCCAUGGUGAAUACCACAUAUCCGAGUACACUGCCAAAUAGCUCCAACCCUUGCUUGAGCAUGCCGUCAUGCCAAAUGCCGCUGAUGACGGGUGCUUCCUGCCCACCCCAGCCGGUGCCAAAGCCUCGACGCCCAGAUCCAGGAGAUCAGCAAGCAUACGAGGCAUGGAUCGAGUGGCGCAAGGCAAACGAGCCAGGCUAUGCCUUGGAGUGCCGUCUGAGACAGCAGCGACGAGCUCAACGGAGCAUGACGGACAAGGCACCGCCCAAGGCCCCGCCGGCCGAGAAGGAUAUUCGGAGUCGGCCGCAGCAUGUGGAUAAUGUCGCUUUCAAGAUGUCGUUUGAUUGCUUCCUGUGGGUUGUCAGUCCCCAGGGUUACCCCUGA